Molecule: messenger RNA, 688 nt
Organism: Ilex paraguariensis (yerba mate)
Lineage: Eukaryota; Viridiplantae; Streptophyta; Magnoliopsida; Aquifoliales; Aquifoliaceae
Source: the annotation of a GenBank genome assembly
AUGGAGAGUAAGGUUAGUGGGGGCGGCGGCACAGAAGAAACGGCAAAGAAAGGGGUGGUGGGCAGAGGUUUAGGAUUACCAAACAAUAGCAACGGCAACCUCAUCACUCCCUCCAGUGACGAUGAUCUCAGAAACGUCUUUCACCAAAUCAGAACAACCAAAAGUCCUGCAGUAAUUAAUUAUGGCGCGUCUUGGUGUCACGUUUGCAGCCAGAUCCUGCCUACAUUUUGCCAAUUGAGCAACAAGUUUCAACAAUUAUCUUUCAUAUAUGCAGAUAUCGAUGAAUGCCCAGAAAGCACUCAGCAAAUUCGGUACACACCAACUUUUCAUUUCUACCGAGAUGGUGAAAGGGUUGAUGAGAUGUUUGGUGCUGGAGAGGAGAGGCUGCGAGAUCGUUUGUGGUUGCAUUCCUGAAGACAGUUCAUGCUUUACCAGCUCUGAAAUCUACAUCCUGUAAACCGUCAAGCCUGCUAAAUCGUACUGAGAUUUUGUUUUAUUGUAAUUUGAGGUAUCCUAUAUUAGCAUUAUAUGUGAAUGGUUCCUUGUUUAAUUACCUGCUUUUCCGAUCAUCCGUCUUGGUGGGGUUGUUAUAGAUAUUGUUCAUUCAUUAAGAGCCGCACAGUUUCAUUUGUUGACUUACUUGAGAUGUGUCCAUUGCUCUGAAAAGUAUGAAGUGCAUCAUAAAAGA